UUAAACUGCUGAAGUAUUGGCAACUUGGUGGCCUUUGUCUCCGGGACCGUGAGGAAGAAUACAGAAAGAUUACAGAGAGGAAAUGGCGCUAUUGCUUUCUACCUCAACUUCCAUUUCAGUGCCAACAUCUUCUAAUCUCCGCCCCAAGUUAUCUUCCAUUGGAACACACCCAGACACGGUAUGCCGUCUUCUGUUUACAGGAGUGGAUAAGAAGAGUCGCGACAAGAGUAAAUAUAUUAUCCAUAAGGCUCCAUCAUUUGUUUCUCUGUCGGUGAAGAGUAGUCAAUCAGUUAGUAAAACUCGAAAAGGUCGUGAAGUUGGUAGUAAUUCAAGAAAAGGCGGCGGUGGAUAUGGGAAAUUAUUAAGUGAGGGAAGGGACGAGGAUGAGAAAUAUGGACAGGUAUGUCCUGGUUGUGGAAUCUUUAUGCAGGAUGAAGACCCUAAUCUUCCUGGGUAUUACAAGAAACGCUCUGUUGAUCAUCUGACAAUAGAUGUAGAGGACAAUGAGGGCUUUUUGGAUGAUGAAGAGUUUGGUGAUAUUGAGGGAGAAGUGCAGUUUGGGGAUUAUAUUGAGGGGACAAUGGAUUCUGGAAUUGAUUGGGAUUUAGAAGAAUGGGAAUCAGAGGUUGAAACAGAAGAUGAUGAUUUGGAGGAGUUGGAUGGGUUUUCUCCAGCUGGUUUAGGUUAUGGUAAUAUUACCGAGGAGAUUCUUGAGAGGAGGAAGAAGAAAAGGGUGUCAAAAGCAGAGAGGAAAAGGAUGGCAAGAGAAGCAGCUCGGAUGGAAAAAGAGGAGGUAACAGUUUGUGCUCGAUGCUACUCAUUGAGGAAUUAUGGACAAGUGAAGAAUCAGGUGGCAGAGAACCUGAUACCUGAUUUUGACUUUGAGCGGUUGAUAACUACGAGGCUAAUGAAGCCCACAGGGAAUGCUGAUGCUACAGUUGUGGUUAUGGUGGUUGAUUGUAUCGAUUUUGAUGGAUCGUUUCCAAAGAGGGCAGCCAAUUCUUUAUUCAAGGCGCUUGAAAGGAGCAAAGAAGGCUUGAAGCAAAGUAAAAAACUGCCAAAACUUGUUCUUGUGGCAACAAAGGUUGAUCUUCUCCCCUCCCAAGUAUCCCCAACAAGGCUAGAUAAAUGGGUAAGACACCGUGCUAAGGCUAAUGGAGCACCUAAACUCAGUGGAGUUUAUUUGGUAAGUGCUCGUAAGGAUUUGGGUGUGAGAAAUUUACUGGCAUUUAUUAAGGAGUUGGCUGGUCCUCGUGGUAAUGUUUGGGUUAUUGGGGCUCAAAAUGCAGGAAAGUCAACCUUGAUCAAUGCAUUUGCUAAGAAGGAAGGAGUAAAAGCUACAAAGCUUACUGAAGCUCCGGUACCUGGAACAACACUUGGGAUCUUGAGAAUUGGUGGCGUAUUGUCUGCCAAGGCAAAGAUGUAUGACACUCCUGGCCUCCUCCAUCCAUAUUUAUUAUCCAUGAGACUAAAUAGGGAUGAGCAGAAAAUGGUUGAGAUACGGAAGGAGCUACAACCUCGCAGCUAUAGAAUAAAGCCAGGCCAGACUGUACAUCUUGGAGGUCUAGUAAGAUUAGAUCUCAAUUCUGCUUCAGUGAACACCAUAUAUGUCACUGUUUGGGCAUCUCCAAGUGUCUCUCUUCAUCUAGGUAAAACAGAAAAUGCUGAUGACAUUUGGAACAAGCAUUGUGGGAUUAGGUUGCAGCCUCCUAUUAGCAUGGAGCGAGUUCCUGAAUUAGGCCCUUGGAAAGAAAAACAAAUUAAAGCGAGUGGGACAAGCUGGGAUUUGAACAGCAUUGACAUAUCUGUGGCUGGCUUUGGAUGGCUUUCCCUGGGCUUAAAAGGUGAAGCGGACUUAACAUUGUGGACAUAUGAUGGCAUUGAGAUCACAUUGCGUGAGGCUUUGGUACUUGACCGCUCCCCAUUUCUUGAGAGACCUGGAUUUUGGCUACCCAAGGCUAUAUCAGAUGCUAUUGGAAACCAAAGCAAGCUCGAAGCUCAAGCAAGGAAAACAACUCAAGAUACCCUACUUUCAGAAGUAGAAGUACCUUGUUAAGGACAGAUGCCAUGACUUCAAACCUCAAAGCUCUUCAAAGUCGAAGGACACAGGGACUACAUAACAAUUCUAUCAUCAUUCCUUCCAAUUAAGUCAGGCCAAUUAUAUCAGUCUGGUAUCUCCAGAAAGAUCAAAGCUAUGGGACAUGCAACUUCAAGAACAUUCCGAGCAAUCAGGUGAUUGAUUUAGACUUAAAUAUUUUACAUCAAAUUUUGUCCAAAAUAAUGUGAUUUGUAAUAUAUGUUAAAGCAUCAACUAUUAAUGAAUUGAUUGAUUUUAGGAAAAACUGCACUUGUGAUCA
Ipomoea nil (Japanese morning glory) is the source of this 2357-nucleotide messenger RNA. RefSeq names its product GTP-binding protein BRASSINAZOLE INSENSITIVE PALE GREEN 2, chloroplastic. Gene Ontology annotation, cellular component: chloroplast stroma; mitochondrion. The transcript has 4 exons. Gene Ontology annotation, biological process: chloroplast rRNA processing; brassinosteroid mediated signaling pathway. Bases 83 to 2056 code for a protein of 657 amino acids. NCBI's taxonomy places the organism in Eukaryota, Viridiplantae, Streptophyta, Magnoliopsida, Solanales, Convolvulaceae. The record is from RefSeq and is a predicted model, not a curated record. Gene Ontology annotation, molecular function: GTP binding.